AAGGAGUGGAGCAAUUCCUCCAUAUGGGUCAUCCUUACCAAAAUUCCUAUUGACGAGGUUAUAUGGAAAUUAGAAAAGGGGAAGAAAGAAAAAGAGCCUCAAGCCUUCAUUAGCAGCUGCCCGACCCACCCCGGUUGCAAACCUCUUCGCCGGCUACAACAUACCACGAGCGACGGCGGGCCUAAAUUCUUCUGGAUUUCGACAACCUCAUACCCUGUGAGCUCCUGUGUUGACGGCAGUACCCACGAAACCCAACCGAGGCUUAUAUGCUGUUGAGGCUUCGUUCAAGGUUUUGGAUUUUGGAUUGAGAACAAUAAAUUUUCCGUCCAGUGGUGUUGUCGAACUCUUGCUCUAAAAUGGUGAUCACUUCUACACUUGGCACUCCUCAUAUUGGUAUAAUUUGUCUUCCUCAGUCCAAGGAGCCAUACCACGUUCUACAGUACAACACAACAAGAUUAAAUAAAUCCAGUCUCUUUCAGAGACUGCACACAAGGAUUUCCAAAAGGAGUGGACAUCAUCUCUAUGCUGGGAGAAUGGGCUUUAACCAUGCUGCAUUGGAACAAAAUUAUCAGCAACCGAGCUUUAAUGAUGAAUUGCCUCCAGAACCUUUCUUCUUGAGUCUGAUUAAAGAAACCUUUUGGGGAUUGAGAUCAUUGUUAAUAUUUCUGGUCGAGCAGCCUAGUCAACUGAAGUACAUUGAAUGGCCUAGCUUCCAAAGCACGGUACGAAGGCAAGAUUAUUAUGUUAAAUAUUGCGCAUGUGCAUUGUCUUCUUGUAGUUCUGAAGACUGCCACAUUAGCUCUCGUUCUGGUUGCUCUGUUGAUCGUAGCGCUCUCGUCAGUGGACUCAGCGCUCAGCUAUGUUUUGACUUUAAUUCUCAGAAGAACCUUAUAAUAAAUGAUGCUACUCUUCUCCUAUUGGUCUAUCAGUAGGUCAGAAAUUUAACUUCUCUUUGCCAUUUUUAAAAUGAUUACUCAGAGUGAAAGUUCUUGGUAUGUUAAUGUAGUUGGAGAUGUUCUGAAAUAGGUAAUGCAUAACUCUUUGAAAUCGUGCAACUAGGAAAGUAGAGAAUGUCAUUUUCCACGUUUCUCACAUACGUAUACUUAUGACCAUCCCCAUAUGUAUAAAUAGGGUACAAUCAUAAGUAACAAUGAUACACUUCCCUUGUAA
Molecule: messenger RNA, 1170 nt
Organism: Cucumis sativus (cucumber)
Lineage: Eukaryota; Viridiplantae; Streptophyta; Magnoliopsida; Cucurbitales; Cucurbitaceae
Exons: 7
Coding region: 357-932 (191 amino acids)
Biological process (GO): protein targeting
Cellular component (GO): membrane
Source: RefSeq, a predicted model, not a curated record